Molecule: messenger RNA, 2859 nt
Organism: Neurospora tetrasperma FGSC 2508
Lineage: Eukaryota; Fungi; Ascomycota; Sordariomycetes; Sordariales; Sordariaceae
Exons: 1
Coding region: 1-2661 (886 amino acids)
Source: RefSeq, a predicted model, not a curated record
AUGGGGCUAAGUAACCUCAACCCACUGCGGUCGCGCGAUGCGAAACGUCCCAAGUUGCCCAUGCACAAGCAGCUGAACCCUACAAGCUCAUCAUCCCCUACGAAGGAACGUUACUCCGAUGUCGAUGGUUCUUCGGACGAUUACUCCUCCGGUGAUUCCUCCGAUGACUUUUCACGAUCCAGACCUGAACCUCGACGGUCUCGACAUGCCUCCUCCUCAGCUUCCUCGAACUCCGUCCUGAUGGCGCAAAGGCUGUCACCCACCUCCCAGCGCCGCUCCCCUCGAAGACAUCUCUACAGACUACCAAACAAGGUUAUACGAGUGUUGUGUAUCGCCUUGAUCACGACCAUUGUCGUCUUCAUCUUCGGUCUCGUGCGAGCAAGUCAGAUGGAAAACAGAAGGAUAGCUGAAGGGAAGGUCGAGAAAAAGCCACCACCUCCUCCGCCGUGGGAAAACUUCAAGUUUCUUACCCGAUACUAUGGCGGACUCAAGACAUUGGUACCUGUUGAGGAAAAUGUGCCCCAAUAUCCCAGGUUUGAAGAUGAAGCUCCCUACAAUGCAAGUGCGCCCUCCGCACAGGAGGAAGGGGACAAGUCUGGCAAGAGAGAUACUGCAGAAGGCUCAUCAGCGGCAACCAAGACCAUACCACCAAGCAAGUCAUUCAUGGACCAUCCGGGUUCGGUUGUUCCAAACAGCCGUCAAGGGUUCCAGGAGUGUUUCCUCGACGAACAGAAAUUGAUACGGGUUCCCCCAAUCCAAUACUACGAUGGCCGCCCCAGUGGAUUUCCGGAUAAUGUUGUCGGCUCCUACGAGCUUCUUUCUCUUCCCGAAGACAUCUGUUUCGACCGAUUCGGCAGAUAUGGCCCGUAUGGCUAUGGCUACUCGGUCAAGACAGGAGGCCUUGGGGUUGGCGAGCACGGCGACCGAGUUGGAGCUGAUGAGGUCUGGAAAUCGACCAAACAGGUGGAUUGGAGCAGCAACAUCGACUGGGCUGAAGCUCAACGGCGGUGCUUUAAAGCCAAUGAAGGCCGUUACAAGCCAGUUGCAGCACAUAAGAACCCUCUUCAAGGCUUCUAUAUCCAGGAGCAAGACGGAAAAUCAAAACUGAAGACCAGAGCGGACGUCCAAUCUUCCGAGAUUACGGCUACUGCGAAGCCUGCCGGAGAGAAAGAAAACGGGUCCGCCACACCUGAAGUACCCAAGCCAAAGGGCGAUGUUCCCCGGUCCGCUCUUGUUAUCAGAGCCUGGGACGAGAUCGACUGGAACGCCGAGAAGAUUCUCAAUCUUCGCGCCCUUGUGGCCGAACUAUCUCUCGCUUCUGGCGGUCGCUACGAUGUACAUCUCUUGGUACAGGUACGCAAUGACGGAAGGAAUCCCGUCUGGGCCGACGACGAGGCCUACCAAAAACGUAUCAACGACACCAUCCCCGCAGAAUUCCGUGGUAUGGUAACUUUGUGGUCUGAAACCCAAAUGCUCGCCAUCUAUCAGGGUGUCCGCGACCUUUGGACCAAGGGCCCUGAACUGCCUGUCCAUGGUUCCUAUCGUGGCUUGCAGAUGGCUAUGCAGUACUUUGCCUAUAAGCACCCCGAGUAUGAACACUUUUGGCAAUGGGAAAUGGACAUCCGCUACACCGGCCAUUACUACGACCUGCUAUCCAAGCUGGAGGCCUGGGCCAAAGAGCAGCCGCGCAAGGGCUUGUGGGAACGCAACGCGCGGUUCUACAUGCCGUACGUGCACGGUACCUGGGACGACUUCAAGCAGAUGGCGCGUGUGCAAACCGAGCACGGCAUCGUCGGCGCCGACAACAUCUGGGACAACGCCAUCAAGAAGGGCGGUAACAAGGACAAACAAGAAUCGCCCAACCAAGUGAAAACCAAGGGCGAGAAGAGCGUCUGGGGUCCGGAGCGGCCCAAGGACGAGAAGGACUGGUUCGAGCACGACCGGGAUCCCGUCCCGCCCACCAGCUACGAGCGCGACAAGUACGCCUGGGGCGUUGGCGAGGAAGCCGACUUGAUCACGCUCAACCCCAUCUUCAACCCGGAGGGCACCACUUGGGAGCUGGCCGACGACAUCACGGGCUACAACGAAACAAGCAACAUUGGCAAGCCGCCACGGCGCGCCCAGAUCAUCACUGCGAGCCGCAUGUCCCGCCGCCUGCUGCUUACCAUGCACCGCGAGACGGCCUUCAAGAAGCACCAUGCCUUCCCGGAGAUGUGGCCGGCCACGGUCGCGCUCCACCACGGCUACAAGGCUGUCUUUGCCCCUCACCCACUGUUCGUCGACCGCGAGUGGCCAACCGAGUACAUGGCGCACAUCCUCAACGGCGGGCGCAACGGGGCCUCGGGCGGGUCGAGGACGUCCGUGUUUGGUAACCGUGAGCAUAACAUGAGGGGCCUGACAUGGUUUUAUAAUGCCGGGUUCUCAGCUAAUCUGUAUAAGCGGUGGUUGGGGCUCAAGAUCAAUAAUGAUGGUGGGGAGCAGUUCGAGCUGAGGCCGGAUAAUAGCGCGGAUGACCAGACGGUGUCGACGAUGCGCGGCGGCGAGGGGAGGAUGUGUCUGCCGCCUAUGCUGUUGCAUCCGGUUAAGGACGUUGUGUUGCCGGUUGAGCAGGAGGCGGAGGAGGCCAAGGUCACGAUCCCAGAGUCGGAUCCGUCUGCUUGAAUGUUUUGCUUGUUUAUUUUGUUGAGCGGCGUUUGGGCGAUAUGUCUAGUGAUAUCUCUGCUUUGGCCUCAAGUGUCUUGAGUUUGGAGAAGCUUUGAACAGGUUGGGGGUGGCGUUGGUGAAUAUGACCUAGAUAGCAAUGCAUCAUGCAGUAAGGUUAGACAUAGAAUCGAGGAAUGCAAGAUAUCUUUCUCCGGG